Molecule: messenger RNA, 1974 nt
Organism: Mus musculus (house mouse)
Lineage: Eukaryota; Metazoa; Chordata; Mammalia; Rodentia; Muridae
Gene: Pstpip1
Product: proline-serine-threonine phosphatase-interacting protein 1
Exons: 16
Coding region: 696-1808 (370 amino acids)
Cellular component (GO): lamellipodium; cytoplasm; cytoskeleton
Source: RefSeq, marked validated
AAACCUUCCUGUGCCGGCCUCAGGCUGCCUGCCUGCCUGCCUGGCCUGUGCACAUCCUUCCUCUCUCCCAGCCUCUGCCUGCCACCUGGGCUGCCUGCCCUGGGCCUCAGCCUGCGUCCUCCUCCAUCAGUGGGGCUGGCGAGAGCCUAGGCUGGAAAUCGUGGCCCACCCUUCCAUCACUGGGCAGGGCUCCUUCCUCAUUUCGCUGCUGAUUCUAGCCCCAAACAAAACAGGUUGAGCCUUUUUCCUCCUCCGGCAGUUGCCUCUGGCUUGUGGCUGCCUUCUGAGCGUUUCAGACGGCGCCGGCUGGGAGUGGGAGGGAGGGCCUGGGCUAGCCGCGCUGGGACUGGGACGUGCUCCUGGCUCCUGGCCCAUGUUCAGCCCUGCUUGAAGCAGGAGUGCUAGCAUUUGACACAACAGACGCCCUUGGAGGAUGAUGGCCCAGCUGCAGUUCCGAGAUGCCUUCUGGUGCAGGGACUUCACGGCCCACACAGGGUAUGAGGUGCUACUGCAGAGGCUGCUGGACGGCAGGAAGAUGUGCAAGGAUGUGGAGGAGCUGCUCAGACAGAGGGCCCAGGCGGAGGAGAGGUACGGGAAGGAGCUGGUGCAGAUUGCACGCAAGGCUGGUGGCCAGACAGAGAUGAAGGCCUGGAUCUCCAGGGGUCCUCUCAGGUUGCCACUCCUCCUUGGCCUCAAUGUCCCCAACUGUUCAGAGAGAAGAGGAAGCCCCCAUGGAACAUAUUCAUCCUACCCCGGAAGGAAGCACAGGCAGUUCCCUGAGGACCUCCUUUGACUCCCUGAAGCAGCAAACAGAGAAUGUGGGCAGUGCACACAUCCAGCUGGCCCUGGCCCUGCGUGAGGAGCUGCGGAGCCUGGAGGAGUUCCGAGAGAGACAGAAAGAGCAGCGGAAGAAGUAUGAGGCCAUCAUGGACCGUGUCCAGAAGAGCAAGUUGUCGCUCUACAAGAAGACCAUGGAGUCCAAGAAGGCAUAUGACCAGAAGUGCAGGGAUGCAGAUGAUGCUGAGCAGGCCUUCGAGCGUGUGAGUGCCAAUGGCCACCAGAAGCAAGUAGAAAAGAGCCAGAACAAAGCCAAGCAGUGCAAGGAGUCAGCCACAGAGGCAGAAAGAGUGUACAGGCAAAAUAUCGAACAACUGGAGAGAGCGAGGACCGAGUGGGAGCAGGAGCACCGGACUACCUGUGAGGCCUUCCAGUUGCAGGAGUUUGACCGGCUCACCAUCCUCCGCAAUGCCCUGUGGGUGCACUGUAACCAGCUCUCCAUGCAGUGUGUCAAGGAUGAUGAGCUCUAUGAGGAAGUGCGGCUGACCCUUGAGGGCUGUGAUGUGGAAGGUGACAUCAAUGGCUUCAUCCAGUCCAAGAGCACUGGCAGAGAGCCCCCAGCUCCGGUGCCUUAUCAGAACUACUAUGACAGGGAGGUGACCCCACUGAUUGGCAGCCCUAGCGUCCAGCCCUCCUGUGGUGUGAUAAAGAGGUUCUCUGGGCUGCUACAUGGAAGUCCCAAGACCACACCUUCUGCUCCUGCUGCUUCCACAGAGACUCUGACUCCCACCCCUGAGCGGAAUGAGUUGGUCUACGCAUCCAUCGAAGUGCAGGCGACCCAGGGAAACCUUAACUCAUCAGCCCAGGACUACCGGGCACUCUACGACUACACCGCACAGAAUUCUGAUGAGCUGGACAUUUCCGCGGGAGACAUCCUGGCGGUCAUCCUGGAAGGGGAGGAUGGCUGGUGGACUGUGGAGCGGAACGGACAACGUGGCUUUGUCCCUGGGUCGUACUUGGAGAAGCUCUGAGGAAAGGCUAGCAGUCUCCACAUACCUCCGCCCUGACUGUGAGGUCAGGACUGUUUCUUUCCAUCACCGCCCAGGCCUCACGGGGCCAGAACCAAGCCCGGUGGUGCUGGGAAUGGGCUGGGUGCUGGCUACUCUCAAUAAAUGUCUCCCAGAAGGAGUAAAGCGG